Bufo gargarizans (Asiatic toad) is the source of this 3692-nucleotide messenger RNA. It is a transcript of the gene C9orf72, whose product is annotated as C9orf72-SMCR8 complex subunit. Bases 364 to 1749 code for a protein of 461 amino acids. The record is from RefSeq and is a predicted model, not a curated record. Gene Ontology annotation, molecular function: guanyl-nucleotide exchange factor activity. Gene Ontology annotation, cellular component: autophagosome; endosome. Gene Ontology annotation, biological process: endocytosis; autophagy. The transcript is spliced from 10 exons. NCBI's taxonomy places the organism in Eukaryota, Metazoa, Chordata, Amphibia, Anura, Bufonidae.
CUAUGGCGCCCUGUGCGGCCGCACAGCCCGCACACCCCAAAGGCCGGCCCUGUAUCUACUGCACAGGGCACCUCUGCGCUGUGCCCCCAUUCUGCAUCUCUCGCCGGUAACAACAGGCGUCAUUCAGAUAGCGCUGUAUGGGAAGCCAAUGGGAGCUCUUCGCGCAGGCUCGUUUGGCCCAUGAUCAAGAUGAGAGCGGCACGGUGAUUGGUGGAAUGCGCAGAUCGCUGCUAUUGGUUAUGAGCGGAGAAGGGUAAUGUAAAUAAAACGUGAAGCGGCUUCCGGUAGAGAAGGUGUAUGUGCGGGGGUCGGUGGCUGUCAGCUCCUGGGUAAGAGGUUAGAAGUCUACCUCUGAAAUGCAAAAUGGCCGCUCUCUGUCCUCCACCUUCCCCAGCUGUAGCCAAGACUCUGAUCGCUAUUGAUGGUUACUCGCCGCUUUUAGCCGCUACCUUUGCCUACUGGGACAACAUUCUGGGACCUCGUGUGAGGCAUAUCUGGGCCCCAAAGACUGAUGAAGUUGUGCUGAGUGAUGGAGAGAUUACAUUCCUGGCAAAUCACACCCUGAAUGGCGAGAUCCUGAGGAAUGCAGAAAGUGGGGCCAUUGACGUGAAAUUUUUUGUAUUGGCAGAAAAGGGAGUGAUCAUUGUGUCCCUUAUAUUUGAUGGACACUGGAACGGUGACCGGAGCACAUAUGGCCUCUCAAUCAUCCUGCCACAAACCGAGCUCUGCUUCUACCUACCUCUACACAGGGUGUGCGUGGCUCGCCUUACACACAUCAUUCGGAAGGGACGCAUAUGGAUGCACAAAGGCCAGAGCAUCAUUUCCAUGUUGACUGGAGAAGUCAUCCCUAUUAUGGAGCUGCUGUCAUCUAUGAAGUCGCAUGGCGUUUCUGAAGAAAUAGAUAUUGCCACAACAGUUCUCAACGAUGACGAUAUUGGUGACAGCUGCCAUGAAGGCUUUCUAAGCAAUGCCAUCAGCUCACAUCUGCAGACGUGCGGCUGCUCUGUGGUGGUGGGUAGCAGUACAGAGAAAGUAAAUAAGAUGGUAAGGACGUUGUGCUUAUUUCUAUCUCCGACCGAGCGUAAAUGCUCCCGACUUUGUAAAGCUGAGUCUUCGUUCAAGUAUGAAUCUGGGCUGUCCGUACAAGGGCUGCUAAAGGAUGCCACUGGAAGCUUUGUGCUGCCGUUCCGCCAGGUGAUGUAUGCUCCGUACCCUGCUACCCAUAUUGAUGUUGACGUCAACACUGUGAAGCAGAUGCCCCCUUGCCAUGAGCACACAUACAACCAGCGCCGGUACAUGAGGGCAGAACUAGCUGCCUUGUGGAAGGCCACUUCAGAUGAAGAAAUGGCCGGGGAUUCCGUCAUACACACGGAUGAAAGCUUCACCCCUAACUUGAAUAUUUUCCAAGAUAUUCUACACAGAGACACAUUCGUCAGCAACUUCUUAGAACAGAUAUUCCAACUGAAACCUAACCUUUCCCUAAGAAGCACAUUUUUGGCACAGUUUAUGCUGAUACUUCAUCGGAAGGCACUGACGCUGAUAAAAUACAUUGAGGAUGACACACAGAAGGGUAAGAAAGUUUUCAAAUCCCUGCGUAACCUGAAAACCGAUCUGGAUCUGACAGCAGAGGGCGAUCUCAACAUUGUUAUGUCUUUAGCUGAAAAGAUCAAACCAGGACUUCACUCGUUUAUUUUUGGGAAGCCUUUUCACACCAGUGUACAAGAGCGGGAUGUGCUAAUGACUUUUUAGUUGCAGAUCACUGAGCACCUGGAACUGUCAGAAGCUUUCAUGUGGAUGCACUCGCUCACCAUCAUAUGGAUUGCUUGGAAAUCUGGGUCAAUAUCACAAGUUCUGAUGUCUAUUUUUAAGUUGCACUUUGAAGUAUACCUCGUGCCUGCCUUUACAAGCACAUUGCUUUGUGUACAUGGUUUUGAUAUCAUCAUCUGCUGGAUGUGUGCAUUGUGUCUUACGGCAGUACAUAAUGCGUUACACUGGUAUCCCAUAAUCCUGUGUACUUGGCAGGGGGUUAGUUUUCAUUGCGUCUUUUGAACUUCUAGAAGUUCAUGUUUAAUGAGACACUUCAUGCAUCAAUAUAUAAAAAGCCCAGGAGUCUGUAUAUUCUAUCUAUAAAUGAAUGUAACGAGACUCCUGUUUAAAAGUGUCCAUGCUGGGAAAUGUUAUAUUCCAAUGAAAAAUGAUACCUACGCUUCAGUCAGGAGGACAGUUUGAGACAUUUUCCGUGUUAAGACACUCUGAGGAAAAAAUGGUUUAAAAGAAAAACUUCAUUUCACAGUUUAACCACAUCAGAGUUGAGUAAAAUGUUUAGUGUUGGCCAGUUUGUUGAAAUAUUAAGGAUUAGCCCCUAAACUGUUUUUGAUGUGACAUACAUCUGAAUAUCACAUCAUAACCUACCCCAGGCAUGUUACAGAAGGCAAAUUAAUACCGAUAUAAGCCCAACGUUGAUACCCAUACCAAAACUGCAAUGAGUCAAUGCAACACAUGUUGCGGCAAUAUAAAGGGGGUCAACUAUUGUAAAGUACAGAAAACAACGACCUACAAGAAUCGAAGCCAAAGGUACAAAUGCAAAGAAAUUUGUAAAUUUUAUUAAAUAACAUAACAUGAUUACAUACAUGACGUUACAUUUAAAAAGAAGUAGCAGCAGGAAAAAAAAAACACCAUCCCGGUGGUACACUACAUAAGGAAUAAUGAUGAUUACAUGGCAAUCACAAAUCUAUAUAGUAUGUGGUGAAGUCUCCUAUAUACAUUCAAUAUCCCUGUGUAGGACAAGAAAGUCACUGCCAGGGAAGUAACCACAGUCGGAACUUAAAAAAUAGCCGGACCAUAUGGAAACUGUGUACCUAGCGGAGUGCUGACCAAAAACUAAUAGUGAACUUAUAUAAGGGAGACUUAACAAACAAAGUAGUGUAUCCAGACCGGGAUGGCGUUACCCCAACGCGCGUUUCGGCCUGCCUUCGUCAGGGGGUAGUGCCAUCACCGUGGAUCAAAGAUUAUAAAGGCCUCUCCUCCGAUCGACUUGCAUUAAAAUCACUGAUGAUUCUAAUCACCUGGAUGUUUUAGCAGCAGGAACCUGAUGAACAUAGUCCGGCAUGCGAUCCCCCCCUCGUGCCACCCAUGACACGUGAUGUCAUGCGACCGGCAGACGUCAAGACGCCCGGUGGGAGGUGUCAUACGCCGUCUUGUGCAUCAUCUGCACACAUCACAGGGGAGGAGAAUCAAAUCGGACAGAUGCUACCUCAUGCUUGUGCAGGGAUAUCUCUCGUAUACGCUGUCUCCCAUCACUGCACAGCUGUACAUGAUUCCACUAUGUAUAUUGAUCAUAGAACACAGUAAACAAUAUCAUAAAAUAUAUCAGAAUCAAUUUUGUAUGCACAUCAAUCACAUAAUACCUCCUAUACAUGAAAGCAACAGUGUAAAAAAUGAUACAAAAUAUACAUAGCAGCAACAUAUAAAGUGAUAUGGUACACAGUUAAAUACAUAUACAUUCAGUCCAACAAUUAAUGUUCACACAUGUACAAUCAGCAUAUAAUAUGAAAUCACACAGUACAUGAUCAUAAAAAGACUUCAUAAUGAUUAAACCUAAUAUAAAUAAAUAGAGAGACUAUAUAUGUGGAAAAGUGAUAAAAUAAAUUUUUAAAAAUUGACAGUGAAAAAUGGAAAAUAAAUAAAUAAAA